Molecule: messenger RNA, 4865 nt
Organism: Rubroshorea leprosula
Lineage: Eukaryota; Viridiplantae; Streptophyta; Magnoliopsida; Malvales; Dipterocarpaceae
Source: the annotation of a GenBank genome assembly
CUUUAUGACCGAAGUGAGGGAUAAAUCCAAAGCUUCCCGCUCAAAUAGCUGCAUGACAACGACAAUAAGCAUGCCCGCACCUGAUUCCUUAUGAUGAGUGGCACAGCAGGUAUGGUGGACAUCCGUGCAUCUGAAUACCUCUCAAAUUCCCGGUCCCGGGAUAAUCGUCUGGAUAGACAUGUCAGGCUCCGAUUAUCUUGCUUGGCAUGCCACGUGGUUUCCUCAUUGGAUCCUAUAAAUACCCCUCCUCAGCCACGUCAAAAGGUCAUCCUGGAGGGCAAACGCGGACUGAAGAAGGACUUCUGGUUUGGUGCAAUUACAUUGGCGCCAUCUGUGGGAAUCCGAACUAAAAGCUUUCUAGUUGCUUUUUCAUCAUUGUUCACACUCGAUCAGUCCGAGUUGGUCCCAACUAUGUUCCUUUAUGUUGAUCAUGCAGAAGGAGGAGAUGAAAACCAACCUCAUACCUCAGCUCACAAUUCAACUUCCACUGCCAACCAAGACGUAGUGGCUGCUCAGCUUGCUGCCAUGCAACAACAGUUUGCUCCACAACAGAAUCCUCAACCAGUUCAGCAUGCUCCCACUAUUAGUGAAUCUCAGGGUCAAUCCCACAUAGCACCCGCUCAACAACCCCUCCCUGAUGAUGUUACUCGACGCCUUGAUAGCUUAGAAAAGCUAGUAGCUGAACACCGAGGUGCUAUACCCCCACACCAUGCUGCUGACUCCAUACCUCACCCCCUGAACACCAACAUUACACUGGAACCCUAUCCUGCUGGCUUCAAAAUAGCACAACUGGAGACUUACGACCGGACAAAGGAUCUUGAUGAUCAUUUACAUGCUUUCUACUCUUGCUUGCAAGCUCAGAACGCCUUUGACGCGUUGAUGUGCAAAAUCUUCCCCUCUACUCUCCGAGUAUUGGAGGUUAGUUCCUUUGAUCAAGCUGUGGGGAUUGCAGCUGUGAUCUCCGGUCUUAAACAUGAAAGGUUCAGAGACAGUUUGAUCAAACAUGCUGCCAUCACCUUUAGCGAGGUGAAUGAUAGGUCUUUGAAAUUUAUAACCGUUGAGGAGUAUUCCCUGGCGCAGAAUCCGACUCCUUCUAAGAACCAAAACCCAGAAUGGAGAGAUGACAAUUUGAGCCGGAAAAGAAUGAGGAUGGCGCAGAACCGAGGUCCGAUGCCGACCUCUACAUCGAGAUUCGGAAGGCCGAACUCAACACCCCCGCAACAAUCUGCAGAACAAGGGCCACAGCCUCAAGGAACUCGUAACCCAUCAAACAGACAAGGUGUGGGAUAUCAGCAAAACCCACCUCCGUUCCCACCACCAGCUAGAAUCAUAUACAUGAUCACGGGAGGUCUGGAAGUAGGUGGACUGAGCUCUAAACAGCGAAAGCUGUAUGUCAGAAAGGUUAAGCAUGAGAACAGAGCUCAGAAACGGAAGUUUGACGAUGUUGAGUGGAAGAAUAAACCCAUUACUUUCACAUAUGCUGAUCUUGAUACAGUUGUUACACCCCACAAUGAUCCCUUGGUCACUUCUGUCAUGAUUAACAACUGUGAAGUACAACGUGUCCUUGUUGACACCGGGAGUGCACCAGACAUCAUGUACUUCCAUUGUUUCGAGAGUCUUGGGCUGGAUUCGGCAUUGUUGCAGAAAUAUGAUGCUGUGGUUUCCCAAUCUCACCUUUGCAUGAAGUUCUCAACUCAUAUGGGAAUAGCAACACUGCGAGGAAACCAGGAGGUGGCCAGACAUUGUUAUAUCACCUCGGUAACACAACCAAUGAAGGGCAAAGAUCAGACACCUGAGGCCAUUCCCCAACGAAUUCCUGAUAAUCAACAAGUUAUGGGUGUAGAGAUCGUAGAUAAUCGACCGGAAGAUGAAACCAGAGCUGCUCCGGUUGAAAAUGUUGAAGAAGUGCUCAUUGAUGACAGAGAUCCGAGCCGGAAGACAUAUGCCAGGAAUUCCAAAUUUAGUAUCUCAACACAAGCUCAGCACCAAUCCAUUGAAGAAACCAGUGGCCCAGAAGCGACGAAAGUUGAUUACUACGAAUGGGUGGCUAACCCAGUCCUGGUGAAGAAGGCAAACGGUAAAUGGCAAAUGUGCAUUGAUUACACAAAUCUUAACAAAGCCUACCUGAAGGAUUGCUAUUUGAUGCCGAGCAUUGACAAAUUAGUUGAAGUAGCUUCAGGUAAUGAGAGGUUAAACCUCUUGGAUGCAUAUUUUGGGUAUCACCAGGUGCCGAUGGCUUUCGAAGACGAAGAGAAAACCUCGUUCUAUGCUGGCGAUGAAAUCUAUUGCUAUGUCAUGAUGCCGUUUGGCUUAAAGAACGCUGGUGCUACUUAUCAGAAAAUGGUAACCAUUGUCUUCCGAGCUCAGAUCGGUAGGAAUCUAGAGGUUUAUGUCGAUGACAUUGUGGUAAAGAGCCUGAAAGCAGAAAACCAUCUAGCUGACCUCGACGAAACCUUCAACAACCUCAAAAAGAACAAGAUGUGGUUAAACCCAACCAAAUGCAUCUUCGGAGUGGAGUCUGGAAAGUUUCUAGGUUUCAUGGUAUCUCGAAGAGGGAUUGAGGUCAAUCCAGAGAAGAUCAGAGCAAUUGCCGAGAUGGAACCGUCGAAAUCAGUAAAAGAUAUACAGAGGUUGACGGGAAGGGUGGCAGCUCUUCAUCGGUUCAUAUUGAAUUCAGCAGAUAAGUGCCUGCCAUUCUUCAAGAUUAUGAGGUCAGUCGCCCAGAAGGAUGAAUUAGGAAAACAAAAGGAAUUUGAAUGGAGUCAGGAAUGCCAAACUGCAUUCGUCGAGCUGAAGUCUUAUCUUAGCUCGCCACCUCUACUGACUAAGGCUAUAGAUGGGAAGAUUCUUUAUUUGUAUCUGGGAAUUUCAGAUGAAGCCAUUAGUUCAGUUCUGGUGCGAGAAGAAACCAAGCAGCAGAAACCAAUCUAUUAUAUCAGUAGUGUACUGCACGGAGCAGAGCUGAGGUAUCCUAUAGCUGAGAAAGCAGCAUUAGCAGUUGUCACCUCGGCCAGGAAGUUGAGGCCAUAUUUUCAGUCACACCCAAUUAUUGUCCUCACAAAUCAACCUCUCCGACAGAUCCUACAGAAACUAGAGUGCUCUAGAAGAUUAAUUAAAUGGGCACCCAACGAUUGGACCUUGUAUGUUGAAGGGGCAUCUAGUAGCAAGGGUUCAGGAGUUGGCGCAAUCUUGAUUGGUCCAGAGGGUUAUCGAAGCGAGCAUGCUUUGAAAUUCAAAUUUGAUGCAACAAAUAACAUCGCUGAAUAUGAAGCUCUGCUACUUGGCCUACAGCUAGCAUUGGAGUUGAAAAUCAGUGCAAUUCAAGUAUACAGUAACUCCCAGUCGGUAGUGAACCAAAUCAACUCAAUAUGUGAAGUCGUUGAUCCUAUGAUGGUGAAAUAUGUAGCCUUGGUGGCCGAGCUGAAAUGCAAAUUCCAGAAAUUCUGUCUGAGCAAAAUUCCUCGACCUGAGAAUGAACAGGUAGAUUCACUCUCUAAGUUUGCUUCUGAUAGCUCUUUAAGUUCCAGAUCCGUUUUUGUAGAGGUCUUAGAUGAACCAAGCUUCAUGAAGCCUCAGAUGAUGGAGAUUAGCACAAAUCCCGACACGCCGAGCUGGACUAAUUCAAUCACCUCCUUUUUGCGAGAUGAGAUAGUACCUGAGGACAGGCAGGAGGGAAUGAAGUUGAGGAAGAAAGCAUCCCGGUAUACACUCGUUGAUGGGGUCCUGUAUAAGAGAUCUUUCUCACUUCCUCUUCUACGGUGUUUAAACCCCUACGAAGCUGAAUAUGCACUUCGAGAGGUGCAUGAAGGUGUCUGCGGGAGCCAUGUUGGUGCUAGGACCCUGGCUCACAAAGUCUUAAGGCAAGGAUAUUACUGGCCAAACAUGCACAAAGAUGCCACUUACUUUGUUCAAAAAUGCCCGAAAUGUCAAUUCUUCGCACAUCUGACUCACCAACCAACAAAAGAGCUCACGAACUUGGUAGCACUGUGGCCAUUUGCUCAGUGGGGAUUGGAUCUUUUAGGCCCAUUCUUGAAAGGGGUUAGUGGUGUAACCCAUCUGGUUGUUGGUGUGGAUUAUUUCACAAAGUGGGUUGAAGCUCGACCUUUAUCUAGUCUUACCUCCAAGAAGGUCGAAUACUUUGUUUUCAGCUCGAUCAUCCGCAGAUAUGGGAUCCCAAAUCAAAUUGUGGCUGAUAAUGGAACUCAGUUCAAUUGCUCCUCAUUCCGAGAUUUCUGUUCCAAUUAUGGGAUCAAGUUACAGUUCACCUCUGUUUACCAUCUGGAAACCACGAGCCGAACUGCCACAGGUGAAAAACCCUACCACUUGGCUUUUGGUACCGAAGCAGUCAUUCCUGUUGAAAUAGGAGUCCCAAGCUUCCGGGUCACCCAUUUCGAUGAAGGACGAAAUGGACAACUGCUUCGGGAAAACCUUGAUCUGCUUGCUGAAGUUAGAGAAAAAGCUCGGCUUCGAACUCUUGUAUACAAGCAUAAACUAGCCAACUUCUACAAUAAACGAGUCCGCCCUCGAAUUUUCAAAGUAGGAGACCUUGUUCUCAGAAAAGCUGGCCUAACAAGGUUUGAAACUCAUUUUGCAAACUCGCUCUAAAUUGGGAAGGUCCUUAUACCGUGGCCGAGGUGCCACAUCUUGGUGCCUAUGUCCUCUAAGACACUGAAGGAAAGAGAGUUCCUAGAGUCUGGAAUGUCAAUAACUUAAAGAAAUUUUACCCCUAAUAAAAUCCUUUCAAGAAAUCUGUCUUACAGUUCUUACUUCAUGAUUGUUGAGAUUCAUUUUACCUAUUAUUCUAUGUAUCCGAGGUCAAUCAGUCCUUAAACCUCACUUCUGAUUAAUAAAUGUCACUUCACAUA